AUGGAUGAUCUCAGUCAUUUGACUGAGGUUACGGUCAAGGGCUUUCCGCCUCUGCCAUCUCAGUCGUCACACAUCCCCGCCGGUCGAUACGUAAUCAAAUGCGACAAAGAGGAGUCCGUCAGAGCUUCUGAUGACAAGCCUAUCGAGUCCACGCUGCUGAAUAGGAUCCGCGCGGUGAAGCUUUUUGCCGAAUCGCACGACCAGGGCAGCGUCGAUGACAUUUCCGCUGGUAACUGGACGUGGUUAGAGAUCGCCAUCCUGGAGAGUGACGCAGCUACGGCGCCCAGGAAGAGCGAAGACCGCGUCGACCUCGUUUGGACUAGUCAUCCCAACAGGGUCAAUUCACCUAAGUACGGCUGGAAGGCCGGUGGCACCUUCAAUCAUGAGCGCGACCUGCUGAAUGUCCUCGAAGCCGGAAAUGUUAUCGCAGUGCGCAUUUGCGCGAGGUUCCGCGGUUGGCAGAUCUUCGCGACGAACGGGUACCUCCUCUUCGACAUCAGUGACCAAAACGUCCAGCGUAGAUCCGUCACUUACGGCCCAAUCAUCGAUAAGAUCACCGCGAUUGACGAGGCAUUUCGGAAAGUCAAUGAAGACAUGGGUGUGGAUUUGCUUCCUUCAAUAUCACCUGCCGUGAAGACGGCCAACCUUAUUGAGAAGGGUGGGAAUCAGCCUCCUCUCCGAGUCCUCUCCUUUGACGGAGGAGGAGUCCGCGGAAUGUCGUCUCUGUACCUCCUGAAGGCUGUCAUGGAUAGAGCUUACCCAGACAAGAAGCCAUGCGAUGUUUUUGACAUGAUUGGUGGCACAAGCGCAGGCGGUCUGAUCGCGAUCAUGCUCGGUCGCCUCCAAAUGGAUGUGCAGCAGUGCAUCAACGCGUACAAUGAAUUCAUGAACGACGUGUUCAAACAUUGGAGGAUCACUCAGUGGAAAAACAUUACAUUCACGGGCGCAUUCUACGAUGACGCGCCGCUGGUGAACGCCGUCAAGAAGAUUCUCAAGAAUCAAGGCGUGGAAGAGGAUAAGCCCCUCUUGGAGGAUACUGAAUCUCUCAAUGAUGAGGCAAAGGCUCGCCGCUGCAAAGUAUUCGUUAUGGCUGUUCAGAGCAAAGCCGCCAACAACCGCGCGCCGAUGUUCCUUCGCUCGUACGAGAAUCCACUUGAGAAGUCGGCAAUUCCGAACAUUAAGAUUUGGGAAGCCGCGAGAGCAACGUCUGCCGCGCCGUACUACUUUAAACCCAUCCAGGUUGGCGAUUUCAAGCUCGUGGAUGGUGGGCUGGGCGCCAACAACCCUCUGGGAUGGCUCUGGACGGAAGUCCUUAGCGUCUACGGGGCAUCCAGAAAAACCCAGUCCUUCCUGAGCAUCGGCACAGGAAUUCCCGCCAACACGCCCGUUCCUGAGGGGAGUGUAAUUCCCAGCUUUAAGAGCAUCGAAAAUUUCGCGAGCAUCGCGACCAAUUCUGAAAUCACGCACACACUCUUCCACGGUCUGAUUAAUGCCUUCGCGCCUGAACCGCUAGCGAAGAAGUACUGGCGGCUGAACGUCGCUGAGACAGACUGGGUCGAAGAGAAGGGCUUCUGGGUGGUCAAAUGGGGUAAGGUGGAGCACCAUGAAGUUGACAACUUCCACGAUCCCGGUGCAUUGGAUGAUCUCGACGCGAUCAAGAAGUUCAUCGUGGUCACCGAGAAGUACAUUGCAGACAACGCCAAACUCUUCGAUGAGUGUGCUGAGGCGUUGAAGGAUGUCGCUUGA
Molecule: messenger RNA, 1746 nt
Organism: Lasiodiplodia theobromae
Lineage: Eukaryota; Fungi; Ascomycota; Dothideomycetes; Botryosphaeriales; Botryosphaeriaceae
Product: Protein kinase subdomain-containing protein
Exons: 7
Coding region: 1-1746 (581 amino acids)
Biological process (GO): arachidonate metabolic process
Cellular component (GO): membrane
Source: RefSeq, a predicted model, not a curated record